UGUAUCUAGUAAGUUCACCUGCUCCAAAAUCGGUCGCACAAAGCUGAAAUGUAGCUAAAGGAAGCCAACUGAAGAUACAUGUUUUCGCAUGAAACGUCAUCGAAUCGUUUGCCUUAGUUGUUACCUCGUUCUGCAGAAAAAAAAAGAAAGACGCAAGUUAAUACCCAUCCGCUCCCCAUCAGGUGUGACCAUGGGGCUCUGUGAUGGCUUGUCCCACUGUAAACUGGCCCUGGCCUUUGCAGUGCUGAUGGACUUGCUGGGUGGCACCGCCUUGCUGGUGGGAGUCUUUGUCCCUCUGAAUAUCAAAGGCAGGGACUUUGGGGACCUCCUGGUGUACACAGGAGCACUGUUCGUGCUCAUGUCCCUGGGGGGCUGGGUGCUGUGGUACAGCGGAAACAUUGAUGGCCUCGUCUCCAGCAAAGAGCUUGGCCACAUCGGCACCACCGUGGACCGGCUGGCCCGCACCCUCAGCCGCAAGAUGCAUAUCCAUCGCCACAGGGGGCCUUAGGGCUGUGGCAACUGGCCACAAAAGCAGGCUUUCCAUCUACACAUUGGUGGGUGGAUGCCAGACAUGUAUUGGAUCAAUCACCCCCAAUCUCCCCUCACAUUGAACAACUUCUAUAGUUCUUGUGCUAGUGCAUUAUUUUACAUUUUAUUCUGAGACUUGUAUCCAGCAGUAUUAAUGUGUGAUGGGUAAUUAGCACUGUUUAAUGCCAAGCAGUUGAAAUGCACUCACCUAGCAUGUUAUGUCCCCUGUAUAUUACAAACUAUUCAUGUCCAAAGUUUUUAAAACAUUUUUUUUAUUAAAAAGAAUAAUGCAUUUGCUCAUAUGUUACAUCUGGCGUAGUGGAUGUGAUUUAACAUUUCUCGUGUGGUGUGAUUUCAUUUAGAAAAAUGGCCUUACACUCAAUCAUUUUCAUUUAGUUAUUUUGCUAAUAAAUGUUUCCUUGUGAACUUC
Oncorhynchus keta (chum salmon) is the source of this 958-nucleotide messenger RNA. RefSeq names its product transmembrane protein 238-like. Lineage: Eukaryota; Metazoa; Chordata; Actinopteri; Salmoniformes; Salmonidae. The coding region runs from base 89 to 508 and encodes 139 amino acids. The transcript is spliced from 3 exons. The record is from RefSeq and is a predicted model, not a curated record.